This is a messenger RNA of Erigeron canadensis, 1387 nucleotides long. Its product is annotated as THUMP domain-containing protein 1. Gene Ontology annotation, biological process: tRNA modification. NCBI's taxonomy places the organism in Eukaryota, Viridiplantae, Streptophyta, Magnoliopsida, Asterales, Asteraceae. Gene Ontology annotation, molecular function: RNA binding. The coding region runs from base 70 to 1176 and encodes 368 amino acids. The record is from RefSeq and is a predicted model, not a curated record. The transcript is spliced from 7 exons.
UUUGCCUUCGUUUCAGUACCCAGUUAGCCCUAAAAACAAAAAAAAAUAAUUAAAAAAAAAAAAAAGAUUAUGGGUGGUAACGACAACAAUACUAACAAUAAUAAGAAGAGGAAGAACCAUUACCGUCCCAAUAACAAAAGUGUGAAGAAGAAAGGUUCGUACCCAUUGAAGCCUGGAGUUGAAGGUUUCUUCAUUACUUGUGAUGGCGGUCGAGAGCGUCAGGCCUCUCAAGAAGCUGUUCAAGUUAUUGAUUCUUUUUUGGAAGAGCUAAUCGAGGGACAUGAAUCAGAUGUGACACACUCAGUGAUCCCUAAUAAACCCAUAAAUAAAAAGAUAAAGUUCACUUAUUCUGAUUCUGAAGAAGAUGAUGACCAUGAUUAUGAGAACAUUGAAAAGGACCAAGUCCUAGUAGCUUCUGAUAAGCCGAGUGAUGCAAAUAAUGAAAGUUCUGCUCACAAUGGUGAUGUAGUUGGUUCUGAGAACCAGUCAGAUGAGAAAGAAAAAGUUUGUAAAAAUGGUGAUGAAAAUCAUGAAAAUGAAAACUUUGAAGAUGAUAGGCAACCAGAAAAGAAACAACGCCUAGAAAAAGAUGAGCCUAAACUUGAGGAAGUCAUAAAGAUCAAGGUGGAGGAAAAGUCUGUGGACAGGUUAAUUGAGGCUGAACUUGAAGAGUUGAAAGACAAAAGCAAGAGGCGUUUCAGCUACCUGGAUUCUGGGUGCAAUGGUGUAGUCUUUGUUCAAAUGCGGAAGAGAGAUAAAGAUCCAACACCUAAAGAAAUUGCCCAGCGUAUGAUAACCUCUGCUGCCGCAACAAGAAAACACAUGGCCAGGUUUAUUUUAAGAGUGCUGCCUAUUGAAGUCACGUGCUAUGCAUCAGAAGAAGAAAUUUCUAGAGCAAUUAAACCUUUAAUUGCCCAGUACUUCCCUACGGAACCAGAAACGCCAUCUAAGUUUGCAGUGCUAUGUGAGGCCCGUGCAAACAGUGGCCUUGAUAGAAUGAAAAUUAUCAAUGCAGUUGCAAAAUCUGUUCCAGAACCUCACAAAGUUGAUCUCACUAAUCCUGAAAAGACUAUUGUGGUCCAAAUUGCCAAGACUGUUUGUUGCGUCGGUGUAGUUGAGAAGUACAAGGAAUUGGCUAAAUAUAAUUUGAGGCAGUUGACAUCACCAAAACAGUAGAAGGAGCCUUCGGGUUUUUGUUUUUCCUUUUAUUAUAGUUAUAAUGUUAAAGUUGCUUGGAUAAAGUGUCUGGGAUAUGUUUGGCGUAAUGUAUUAGCAAAGGCUGUUUUGUGUUAUGGUGAAUGGAAACCUCUUAAUGACCGGAAAAAACCUGGACAAAUGUCUUACCUUUUCUGCAGUUUAAUCGAAAACAUAUAUGUCUUCAAUUAAA